AUGGUAGAAGACAUUUCUCAACCACUUUCAGAAUCAUAUUACCAUCUUUCACAAGAUAGCGAGUCUGACUUCACGACCACGGAUGAACAGCGCGGGAAUACACUACAAGGAAGCAACGAUACGUCCAAGUUGCUUCAGUUGGCGAAAGUCAUCGACAAGGAUAUCGAAGAUGAGAUUCCAGAUCCUGAACAAGUGAAGAAGUUUACAAAUACCAAAGAGAAAGGUCCACAGAAAAGUCCACAGAAUAAAAGCAACAUUAGAUCAAAGUCACCUUCCAGAAGUCGUGGAUUUGCAGUAAUCGACAAUAACGUUAAGCCAACCCUGAAAGAUAGAGCAGGUUCUAAUAACAUGUCGUCGCUUUUCUCUUCUCAUUCUACUCCACUUAUUGCCAAACAAAAGUUCGAUUCAAACUGGCACAAGUUCACCAAGGACUCGAUAUUGCCCGAUAUCGACGAGUCUCAGAAUGGAGAACAAACCAUUAAUGACCUAGUGAAUUCUCUCAAUGCAGGUAAGAUAGACAGUACCAACAAGCAUAAGUAUACUUUUGAGGAGCUCCUUGCUGCGUGGCUGAAACUAAUGGACAGUCCCUUUGGCGGCCAAAUCAUACAAUAUUUGGAAGACAUAGUAGAGAACAAGACAAUUAAUGGAAUUGACAGACAACAAGAGACGAACAAUCUAUUCAAGACACCUCUUAGAAGUCGCACAAAUUCACCAGCAAACAAUGAAUCUUCCGAUGAAGAAGACAACCUCAGCUUGCACACUCCAUUGGUUGCUAAUACUGAACGCAGAGCUCGUCGCAUCGAUCAAAAUGGCAGUUUUGGACCCCAGAAGGAUAUAGAGCAGGACAAUAAUGAAGAUAUAGAUCACGAUACACCACGUACAACUCCACCACAUUCACAGGAUGAGAUCAAUUCGAAGUUUCAAUCAACGAUGAUAGACAUCCAACCUGAAUUAAACGAAAACUUGGGAUCAGAAAAGGUCCGCAAUUUAGAGGAAGAGAUCAAAAAGUUGAAGGAGGAAGCAGAAAAGAUGAAAGAAGAAAACAUGUCGUUGAGAGAACAAAUUUCUAAGAUCGAGAAUUCCAAGAUUGUGCCCGAGAAGUUAGAUCUCAUAGAUAUUACGCUUGACUCGAUAGACUUUCAGGAUCAAAAAGUAAGUGUUGAUCCAGAGUUGCAGAUAUUAAAGAACGAAAAUCUGGCCCUAAAGGCUAAGAACUACAAUUUGACCAAACAGGUAGACAAUUUACAGAACAACUACAAUGAACUUUCCAACGAAAUCCGGUAUGAAAGGGCCAAUCAGAAAUCCACCGGUCAAGACAACCGUCAAAUGUGUCAUCCCAAACCACAAGUGGAAGAACAAGAAACGUCAACUCCCACAAAUCAGAAAUUAAAGUUUGCCGAAGAAGAAAUUGAAAAGUUAAAAUCGGAUCUUUCUAGACUCGCAAGCGAGGAAAUUGGCGAGAAGAACAAUUUGAUAACCGAGAAUACGGUGGAAGCCAGGUUUAGACAGUACUACAGCAGACUUGAGCUACACAAAGUAGACAAUAUGACCAAGGUGGAGAUGUCCAACUUGAUCAAGAACUUGAUGUUAUCUCUACUCAUCAGUGACUUCUCCAAUUUGGCGGUGAAUGCAAGAAAAUUCGGCCGGUUUCUCAAAUUGGCACUACACUUCUUAGAUAGACUCCAUUCUGUUAUCUACGUGCAGGGAGAUCCCAACAUCAAGCCAUCAUUCUACGUGAAGAACUCGCAAGAUAUCCAGGCCAUGGAAAACCUUGGCCAGUGUCUCCACGGCAUGUUGGAGAACGUCGAGGUGCUUCGCACGACAUCCAACGGAUGGUAA
Messenger RNA from Scheffersomyces stipitis CBS 6054, 1839 nucleotides. RefSeq lists its product as uncharacterized. The coding region runs from base 1 to 1839 and encodes 612 amino acids. The transcript has a single exon. The record is from RefSeq and is a predicted model, not a curated record. NCBI's taxonomy places the organism in Eukaryota, Fungi, Ascomycota, Pichiomycetes, Serinales, Debaryomycetaceae.